Molecule: messenger RNA, 945 nt
Organism: Gaeumannomyces tritici R3-111a-1
Lineage: Eukaryota; Fungi; Ascomycota; Sordariomycetes; Magnaporthales; Magnaporthaceae
Product: lactamase
Exons: 1
Coding region: 1-945 (314 amino acids)
Biological process (GO): secondary metabolite biosynthetic process
Source: RefSeq, a predicted model, not a curated record
AUGGCCGCCAGCCCGCCCGUCCAGCUGCCCGAGGUCGAGCGACUGAGCGCGAGCUGCAUCCGCAUCCUGGGUGGCAACCCCGGCAAGUUCACGCUGCAGGGGACCAACACGUACCUGCUGGGCACCGGCCGCUCGCGCCUGCUGGUCGACACGGGAGAGGGCCGGCCGUCGUGGGCCGCCGCCCUGCGCCGCGUGCUGCUCGACGAGGACGCCACCGUGUCCGACGUGGUGCUGACCCACUGGCACCACGACCACGUCGGCGGCGUGCCCGACCUGGCCGCGGACCCCCGCACCGCCGCCGCCCGGGUCUACAAGAGCCACCGCCGCUGGGGCGACGCCUCCCUCGAUGCCGUCCGUGACGUUUUAGCCGGCGCCGACCACCAGACCCAGCUAGAUAUAGCCGACGGGCAUGUCUUCCGGACCGAGGGCGCCACGCUGACGGCGGUGCACACACCCGGCCACACGUCGGACCACGUGGCGCUGCUGCUGGCCGAGGAGGACGCGUGCCUCACGGCCGACUGCGUGCUGGGCCACGGCACGGCCGUGUUCGAGGACCUGGCCGCCUACGUCGCGAGCCUGCGCCGGCUGCAGCCGCUCUUCGGCGGGCGCGUCUACCCGGGCCACGGCGCCGUGGUCGAGAAGGGGCCGGACCGCAUAGCCGAGUACAUUGCGCACCGGCAGCAGCGCGAGGACCAGGUGCUGGAGACUCUGCGGGAGGCAGAGGCAGCAGCGGCAGCAGCAGCAGCAACAGCUGGUGACGGGACAGGCAUGACGGCCAUGGAUCUGGUCAAGAUCAUCUACAGCGACGUGCGCGAGGAUUUGCACCCGGCGGCCGAACGUGGCGUCCUGCAGAUCCUGGCAAAGCUACAGGGCGAGGACAAGGUGGUGGGGCAGGGGGAGGGGGAGGGGGAUGUGUGGAGGCUGAAAGCAAGGUCGACAUUGUGA